This is a messenger RNA of Eufriesea mexicana, 1314 nucleotides long. RefSeq lists its product as uncharacterized. The transcript is spliced from 9 exons. Gene Ontology annotation, molecular function: protein binding. NCBI's taxonomy places the organism in Eukaryota, Metazoa, Arthropoda, Insecta, Hymenoptera, Apidae. The record is from RefSeq and is a predicted model, not a curated record. Bases 1 to 1314 code for a protein of 437 amino acids.
AUGGCUGUCUCAAAUCCUCUUAUCAAAGAACUGAAAGGUUUGACAAGAAAAUUAAUUGAAUGUGAAAUUGAAAUCAAUGAUAACAAUGAGCAUCUGCUAUUCUUUUAUAAAAGUUUAGAAAGAUGUUUCCAAAAAGGUAUAUUGAUGCGUUUAAAUCCCAUAGGUUUUUCAAAAUUACCUAAUGCUUGGUAUUGGUUGGAAGAAAUUACAGAAAAAUAUUUUUGUUCCUGCUCCACAUAUUCUUUGGUAGUUGAGCAAGUCAAACAAAAUCCUAAAGUGUACACACCAACUGGACGUUUCAGACUUUUAAUUAAGACAUGUCUGAUGCGAAAGUGCCUUCAUAUGCCAGUUGAACUGCUGGUAAGAACACCAUUAAUGGCUACUGACUAUUAUGAUAAAAACAGUAUUCUGGGAGAUAACAUACUUGGAGAAAUAUUUUUAUCAGUAUUAUUGCUAAGCAGUAAAUUAAAUUUUAAGUUAAAUUUACGGAAUUCUAGUUUUUUGGAUGAAUCUUGGCAAUUGCCAGAAUGUUUAGCUUUAGAAUUAGUACCAUGCAAAAGUUUGGGUAUCUCUGUAUGUUUUAUCAAAGGAAAAGCUUUAAUAGUUAACUUGGACAAAAAUUCUGUAGCUGCAGAAGAUGAUAAAGUUGAAAUUGGAGAUGUAUUAGAUGAAAUAAAUGAAAAUGCUAUAACAUCUAAUACCAAAGGACAAUUACGUAAAUUUAUGGAGAAAGCUGUAGGUCAACCAGUGUGCUUACAUGUAAUUAAACACCGUAAUAAAAAAACCUAUGAAUUAUAUGCACCAAUUGUACACCUUAUAAGAAACUCGGGUAUUGAAGGUUUGAAAACAAUUUUAAAAAAAUUUAAUUCUGAGAUACAUGAUGAAAGUGAGAAAACUGAAAUGACUAAAUCAGAAAAUGAGUCACUAAAUGCUGGAUUUUCUGUUAAAUAUUGUGGUUGUGUAUAUAUUGGUACAGAAGGACAUGUUAAACUAAUAGAAAAAGCAAUUCUACAAGUAUUGAGGUCAGAAGAUAUAAAAUCAAUAUCUGUGAAAUUUGAAUGCCUCGAACUAGGAAUUAGAGUGACUCAAGAUUCAAAUGAUACAGUAAUAUGUAAACAAAGUUACAUGGAAAUUUCAUCUUGUGGUCGCACUGGAAAUAUUCCUAAUUAUUUUGCAUUUAUUGCUGGAGAUACUAAUUGUAACUUAGCAACCAAAUUUGAUGCAUAUGUAUUUUAUCAUCAAAAUGAAACUGAGGUGCAAACUAUAUUACAAAGUUUGGGUCAAGGAUUUCAGCGUACUCAUUUUGCAGUUUGA